Messenger RNA from Chelonoidis abingdonii (Abingdon island giant tortoise), 5772 nucleotides. NCBI's taxonomy places the organism in Eukaryota, Metazoa, Chordata, Testudines, Testudinidae. The record is from RefSeq and is a predicted model, not a curated record.
CACCAUGUUGGACACCUGGCGGGCUGUUGGCACUGGCAGCGCCGGCUGGGGAUGGCGCGCGGGCGCCGGCGGGGGUGCCAGAGUAUACACCCUUUUGGUUUUGUGCUGUGCCUGCUGGGUUUUUUUGCUUUUGGAAAGUGGUGCUGGGCUGGCUUAGAGGUGGUUGGCUGUUGCAGGACCCCAAGUCUUAAGAAUAUAAAUGGAUUCCAUUUCCUCAACAAGUAGCAGAGAGCUGACUAUGAGGUACCAGAAGAUACUUCCGUGAUGAUAGACCCACAAGAGUGAAAAUUGUGAAUGAAAUGCAUUCACAUUCCCCUCCUGACCCUGAUCUCUAAUAGACUUCCUGUAGCCCUUGGAAGAGAGGGUCAGGAGAGAAGGGUUGAAGGUCACCAUGAAGCUAAAGCAGCGAGUGGUGCUGCUGGCCAUCCUCUUUGUCAUCUUCAUUUUCAUGAAAGUUUUCCUCAUUGACAACUUGGACACUUCAGCUGCCAACCGGGAGGACCAGCGGGCCUUUCACCGCAUGAUGGCAAGCUUGCGUGUGGAGCUAGACCCCCGACUUGAUCAUACGCUGCAGUCCCCCUGGGAGAUUGCCGCCCAGUGGGUGGUACCAAGGGAAGUGUAUCCCGAGGAGACGCCGGAGCUAGGGGCUGUUAUGCAUGCCAUGGCUACCAAGAAAAUUAUAAAAGCUGAUGUGGGCUACAAAGGGACCCAGCUGAAAGCUUUGCUGAUACUUGAAGGGGGACAGAAAGUGGUGUUCAAACCUAAGAGAUAUGCCAGAGACUAUGUAGUAGAAGGAGAGCCGUAUGCUGGAUAUGACAGACACAAUGCGGAGGUGGCAGCCUUUCACUUGGACAGAAUUCUGGGUUUCCGGCGAGCUCCACUGGUUAUUGGCAGAUUUGUGAAUUUGCAUACAGAGAUCAAACCCGUUGCAACAGAGCAGCUGCUGAGUACCUUCCUGAUGCUGGGUAAUAGUACCUGUUUCUAUGGGAAGUGCUACUAUUGUCGAGAAACAGAACCAGCUUGUGCUGAUGGAGAUAUCAUGGAGGGGUCAGUCACGCUAUGGCUUUCGGAUGUCUGGCCUCUUCAGAAGCACCGGCAUCCUUGGGGAAGGACUUACCGUGAAGGCAAAUUGGCCAGGUGGGAGUAUGAUGAGAGCUACUGUGAUGCUGUGAAGAAGACCUCACCUUAUGACUCAGGCCCCCGCCUCCUUGAUAUCAUUGACACCGCCAUCUUUGAUUAUUUGAUUGGGAAUGCUGACCGACAUCAUUAUGAAAGCUUCCAGGAUGAUGAAGGAGCCAGUAUGCUCAUCCUCCUGGACAAUGCCAAAAGUUUUGGAAACCCCUCCCUGGAUGAGAGAAGCAUCCUAGCUCCUCUUUAUCAGUGCUGCAUUCUGUGUCCUCUACUUCAAGUUCCUCCAAACACAGUCCUAGAGGAGAGGUUUCGAGAGGCAAUUCCCCUUCCAUCCUUGCAGAAGAUUGAACAGCUCCCUGCUCUUCUGGUCUUCAUUCUCACUGAGCCCAGCAUCCGGGUUUCCACCUGGAACAGACUGAACUACCUGAAGAAUGGAGUGCUGAAGUCUGCCUUAAAGACUGCCAUGUCUCAUGACCCCAUCUCACCAGUGCUCUCCGACCCUCACUUGGAUGCCAUGGACCAGCGGCUCCUGAGCAUCCUGGCUACAGUGAAACAGUGCACAGACCAGUUUGGUCCAGACAUUGUGCUGGUGGAAGACAGGAUGACACUCUCCCAUUUGUAACUUUCAUGGAAAACAGAUGAAACUCCUUUUUUUAAAAAAAACAAAUGAUAGAAAAACAGCACAAUCGGUUCUGAAUGGCUAUGCCCAGGAUGGACUGGAAAUGAAUGGAAAAGCUUCUGAGCCAGGGAAAAAAGUGGUGGUGGUCUUUAUCUUUGGCUGAUAGCAGCUAGAGAAGGUGGAGAGUUUGGGAGCUCUUGGACAGCCCUGUAGCCACAGUGGCAGCUUCGCCGUCGUAGUGUGUCCAUUGUUGGCAGUGGACAUUGCACUGGGAAAACAACUGCUGGUGUUAAUGGAAGAAAGAGUGGAAUUCAAACAAUAAUACGUGGGCUGGUUCUAGAGGGGACAGUGGAGAUGGAAUAUUACGGUCCUCUCCCCAUUCUCUUUCCACAGCCACCCACUCUUAAUAUGUUCUUAUGAGGUUUUAGUCCAGUUCAGGGUUGUAUAUAAUCAGCUGUGAGCUGGUUAGGCAUUUCACUGCCUCUUUAAAAAAAAAAAAAAAAAAAAAAAAAAAAAAGCGGUAAAUAAAAUAAUUAUUAGUGCCCCAUACUGCCGCCUACUGGCAUAGAAAGGUCUUGCAAACACCAAUGGGGUGAGAGAUGGUGUGUCUGCUGCUCAGCUGUCUUCUCAUUAAUAAGCUGCUGGGAGGAGGGAUCUGCUUCAUAUGUGAUGAUACUUCAGUGUUAGCACUGAAGUGCUAGUGAAAAUUCAUCCAUGCAGUUGGAAGGUGAGGAGAUGGCAAGCUUUUUUUACAGCACUAAGAUCCAUCCAAUGGCUGAGGGUUAAUAUCUGUUCCCCAAGAAAUUACUACAUGGACCAGCACUACUUUCUGUACAUAGGGAAUAUAGCAGAGCAGAUAUCCCCGUGAUUCUAUGUCCAUAUUAACCAAAUUAUCUUUGUGUUAUGGCUGAGAAGCAGGAUGAAAUCUAUUCUCAGAGCAGAUUCCUCUUAGCCAGAUCAUUCUUCUUACAGUAGGCCCUGUAAUGGGGUGAGCAGAGUAUGUAAUACAAACUAGGAACAGGCUUCUUGUUGAACUAUACAGAGAGCCAAUAGCUGUGAACAAAGAGCCUGAGGAUUACAGAAAGUAUUGGCUGCUGUGCCUAUGGCGUCGAAGGGCUUAAUCCCCACCACUCCUAAUGGCAAUCACAGUUCUCAGUGCUGUUGGUUUUGUAGAAGGCCAGACAUUGACUUUCGUGGCAGAGCUAAACUGAGCAACUUCAGUUGGCCUCCUUCCUUUUCCCAACUGCUCCUCUAUAAUUCAUGCUGUGAUAUACUGAUUCUCUGGUGGUUGUCUUGGAAUUCUACCUUGUGUUAAUUUGCAGGGCAUUUUUUGUAUGGCAAACUUGAUGCUCCUGAAAAAUACAUGCUGUCUAUAAGAGGGUAUGAUGGAGGAGUUCUAUGCACAUGUUCCUGUGCAUUUGUCAAUGCACCUCAAUUUUGACUUGUAGCUGUCCUCUUCUGUUGGUCCUGUGUCAUCCUCUAGCAGAGAUUUCAAAUUGUUAUAGACUAGCUUGAGGCCACAAAACUCAUCCUUUAUGAUAAAUUGAUUAUUUAAAUCCAUGGCUCCAGAAGCAAAAGAGGAUUUUUUUCAGUACACUCCCACAUCUAUUGGCCUUGCAUCACUUUGAUGUGUGUAGCUAAUAUAGUACACAAAAGGAUCAAUAGUCUUACUCAAGCUUCGUCCUAGAAAUAGCAGGGUUGGGGGGAUGUUUUUGUAUGCACUACUUUAGAUGAUACAAGACAAAGUGCAGCAAGUUGAUCUCCAUUUCUAUGCUUUCCUUGGCCUGCUGCGAUUUCUUUCUUUAAAUCUGUUCUAAUUGCCAGUUUAAGAAUCUCUUUGGCUCUGCCAUAGUGUGGCUGGCAGUUGGAGAUUGUCCUUUCUGUUGCAGGUGUUUAUCUUCAUGAAAUGCAGCAAGGUAGAAUAGAAAUAAAAAGUAACUUCAGUGUUCUAGCUGAUGCACCUGCUGCCAUAGCCAGUCUAGCAGGUAUAAGUGGAAGAGAUUACAUUGAAAAUGCAAAAAGACCAGUACUUGAGACACCUUAGAGGCUAACACAUUUAUCUGAGCAUAAGCUUUUGUGGGCUACAAUUGGUUUUAUUCAAGGUGAGGGUGUUUACACAACCUGUCCCGAGGAACUGGAGAUGCUGUUGUUAAUAGGCUAAUGCCUGAUGACACUUAUCUCCUCAGGGGACCUGGGCUCACAUCAUGAUUAGAGCAUAAGUGAAAGAGUCUGGUCUUGUUCUAGUUCCCCUCUGGGCAUCAUCCAUGUUUCAAACCUGCUACACACGUAGCCUUAGGACUGGAAUAGUAGUGGGUGCUAAGGGAAAGAACUGAAGUGCAUUGACAGCUGAGAGAGAAUUUUGUAUAAUACUUAUUGGCAGUAUACCUGACUUUAAACUAGUGCCUAUCAUUUCAGUUUCACGAGCACAGAAUUCGUUCUUCAAAGGCAAACUUCAUUUGGUCAGUGAGUUCUUUCCUACUAUGUGUGAAUUGUUCCUCCUGGCUUCCAUCAGAGCAGAACUGCUUCAGCAUGAACGAGCUUAUUGUGAGUGUGCGUGGGGAGUGUUGGCUCUCUUCUCCAUCUUUGAGAGCCCUCUUCUGCCACCCUCACUGAUCCCAGGUAGUGCCUUAUUCUGCGAGUAGUCUUACUGAUUUCAGUGGGGCUACUUAUGGAGUAAGGUAGUAGAACUCUACCCCGAUACAAUGCUGUCCUUGGCAGCCAAAACAUCUUACCAUGUUAUAGGUGAAACCGUGUUAUAUUGAACUUGCUUUGAUCUGCCAGAGCAUGCUUUAUUGCGUUAUAUCCUAAUUUGUGUUAUAUCAGGUCACGUUAUAUCGGGGUAGAGGUGUACUUGGAAUGAGUGAGGGUAACAGAAUUAAUUUUGGUGUGCAUUGGCAUUAAAUAUUUACUGUGAAACCGAAGAUAACUUAUUCAAGGAGAGAAGAAGAAUGAAUGGUGUGGCUUGCACGAUCUCACAAAUCUGUUCUUCCCAUCUGUUUUGAAGCAUAAGCCAUGACAUUUCAUGGUGCGGGAAGAAUCAAAUAUGUUGGGUGGGAUUGGGACUUUAAUUAACAGUUGCUCAUUUGCAUUUGGUGAUGGGUUUUUGUUUAAAACUACGAUCUUGCCACAAAAUGAAAUUAGUGUAAAGAGCUUUCAGUUUGCUUUCUCUCUGGCUUCCAGAGUGAAAAGUGAGUUGAGAUUUACUAGCCUGUUUUCCUGCACUGUGACCGUCAGAGAAUUAAAGCACUGCAUCUUGGUUAACAAUAAAUGGAAAAGGGGUGAGUAGGCAACUUUGGAGAAGGGUGGAAACAGGAAAUAAAGGGAUGUUAUGAUAUGUUACCUGUGAAGGUCACUGGAAGAGCCUGCUCAGGGUUGGAUAUGAAGCUAACAGAGAGAAACACUGUGUCCUUUCUUACCUAAAGCUAGGCUACCCCAAAGUAGAAAUAAAAAUGGCAUCCCUGUGCCAGUGAGGUCUGUUUUAUACCUUAAAAAAUGGGCAUCUCUCAUUUGUAAGAGAUGCUAGGCUUUGUCAUUGAGAUUUUCGUGAUGCCCUCUUAUUCCAGUUGUCACAGUCUACAGAUGCACACGUGGUACAUGAUUGGCCCCAGCUGUUCUGGGGGUAUUAAUAGGGUGCAGAAAUCAAGAACUAAUUAAAUUGAGCUUUAUUAGCCUACUUUUAUUUAUCUCCUGCCAUAGUCGGCAAACAAGGUGGAGGAAACACUCUCUAAUUUGCUCUUCUGUCAGCGUGUAAUGAACUGGAGUGUGUCUUGCCAAACAAACUUCAAUUAAAAAAUAAUUUAUUAAGAUGGUAACUUAUUUGUUGUGGCAGCUGGAGCUGGAAGAAAAACACCUGCCUUGUAGCUGCCAGAGGAUUGCCCCGGGGAGCAGCUGCACAAAUGAAGGUUGUUAGUAAGAAGAGAAAACAAAUGCAAUCCUGACUUUCUAUUUGUGUUCCCCAGGGUCAGACUCUGCAUAAAGAAACGGUGUGAAUAAAAAUUUUAAUAAAACAUUGAUGGAUUGUU